AAAAUCGUUCUAUGUUGCUUGUGGUGCGGGAAUUGGGUCGAUUAUGUCAUGGCGGGUUAGAUGUUUUCGGCACUUGAUUCAAUGAGAUUUGUUUUGAAUUACGCCGUCAAUGAUCCCGUCGUGUACUUCAUUGUUUAAAACUACGCCUGAUUAUUUAGUAUUGAUCCUUUUUUAAACAAUUCAAAUGCUGAAACAAUUGCAAAUGGGCCUUCGCGCGUUUAUGCUCCUUGCUUCGAAAGUAUGGAGUUGUGUUUGUUAUAUGUUUAAGAAGCAAUACCGAGUGUUGGCUCAAUACCAAUCUGUCAAGUAUGAGGUGUACCCACUGUCCCCAGUAUCUAGACAUAGGCUGAGUCUAGUAAAGAGAAAGAUGCUGGUCCUAGACCUGGAUGAGACGCUAAUCCAUUCGCACCACGACGCAAUGCUGCGGCCGACAGUGAAGCCGGGGACCCCUCCAGACUUCGUGCUGAAGGUCACCAUAGACAAGCAUCCUGUCCGGUUCUUUGUACACAAGCGGCCACACGUCGACUACUUCCUUGAUAUAGUAUCGCAGUGGUACGAGUUAGUGGUGUUCACAGCCUCGAUGGAGAUAUACGGCGCGGCGGUCGCCGAUAAGCUGGACAACGGGCGCGGUAUACUGCGCCGCCGGUUUUAUAGACAACAUUGCACGGCCGAGCACGGCUCGUACACCAAGAACCUGUCGUCGAUAUGCGACGACCUGAACAGGGUGUUCAUAUUGGAUAACUCGCCCGGGGCCUACCGGGACUUUCCAGACAACGCGAUACCAAUAAAAUCGUGGUUCUCGGACCCGCUGGACUCGGCGCUGCUCAACCUGCUGCCGGUGCUGGACGCGCUGCGCUUCACGCACGACGUGCGCUCCGUGCUGUCGCGCAACCUGCACCUGCACCGGCUGUGGUAGCGUGCAGGUGAAUCAGCUUUUGUACAAAAUGGGCCUCACACGGUCUGGCCUGGAACUAUUUAUUAUUUCACUCGUUAAAAAAUACGCCGUUCGCCGCUUAUUUAAAUAUACAUAUAGAUUUAACUGUAGUUCAAUACGUUUGUUUAAGUUUUUUUGUGUUUUUCGUACUUGAAAAGUGAACGCUUAUACAUUAUGUAUAUUCGUAUAUCUAGUAAUGUUAGGAUACAGGCGAUUAUUACGAGAGUUUCAUACAAA
Cydia amplana is the source of this 1171-nucleotide messenger RNA. RefSeq names its product CTD nuclear envelope phosphatase 1 homolog (gene Dd). The record is from RefSeq and is a predicted model, not a curated record. Gene Ontology annotation, molecular function: phosphoprotein phosphatase activity. The transcript has 7 exons. Lineage: Eukaryota; Metazoa; Arthropoda; Insecta; Lepidoptera; Tortricidae. The coding region runs from base 185 to 916 and encodes 243 amino acids.